Molecule: messenger RNA, 1403 nt
Organism: Zingiber officinale
Lineage: Eukaryota; Viridiplantae; Streptophyta; Magnoliopsida; Zingiberales; Zingiberaceae
Product: protein phosphatase 1 regulatory inhibitor subunit PPP1R7 homolog
Exons: 6
Coding region: 39-1082 (347 amino acids)
Molecular function (GO): protein binding
Source: RefSeq, a predicted model, not a curated record
GCUUUUGUUCUGUUUCUCUCCGCCCUCUCGACGGAGUGAUGGAGGAGCAAAGCCCACGCCCGGGAGAGCACAACGGAGCCCUCGAGGUCUUAGGGGAAGGAGGGCGGGCGGUGGAGGAGGAAGAGGAGGAGUUGGAGUCGCAGGCGCGUUGCCUCGAUCUCACGAGCUUUCAGCUCCACGACCUGAGCGAGAUCGAGAUACCUGAGGACCUCGUCGAGUUGGAUCUUACUGCGAACAGGCUCUCCAAGCUGGAUGAGAGGAUCGGCCGCCUCUCGCGGCUGCAAAAGCUCUCGCUUCGGCAGAACCUCUUCGACGAUGAGGGCGUCGAGCAAAUCUCCCGCUGGAAUGCCAUAGCUGGCUUGAUUGAAUUGGUAUUCCGGGACAACAAGCUGAGAAAAAUACCUGAUGCUAGCAUUUUCAAGAAACUUCUGGUUUUUGAUGUCUCUUUCAAUGAGAUUACUUCCUUAAAUGGCUUAUCAAAGAUCUCAAGUACAUUGAAGGAGCUUUAUGUUUCAAAGAAUGAAAUUAACAAGAUGGAGGAACUUGAACACUUGCAGUUAUUGCAGAUCCUUGAACUUGGUUCAAAUAGAUUAAGGGUAAUGGAGAACUUUCAGACAUUGACAAACUUACAAGAGUUAUGGCUCGGACGAAAUCGUAUUAGGACAGUCAACUUGUGUGGGCUGAAAUCUAUCAGAAAAUUAAGUUUACAGAGCAACCGUUUGACAUCCAUGAUAGGGUUCCAGGAAUGCAUCGCUCUUGAAGAACUGUAUUUGAGUCAUAAUGGUAUACAGAAGAUGGAAGGGCUAUCCACCUUAGAAAACCUUCGUGUACUGGACAUUUCAUCUAAUAAACUUACUGCAAUCGGUGAAAUUGAAAAGUUGACAAGGUUAGAAGACCUGUGGCUGAAUGACAACCAAAUAACUUCUCUAGAAGGCAUAGAUCUUGCUGUCUCAGGUUCAAGGGAGAAGCUUACAACCAUUUACCUUGAGCGCAAUCCUUGUGCAAGCUUGCCAAAUUACUCUAGUACUUUGAGGCAGAUAUUUCCAAAUGUCCAGCAGAUUGAUUCCAAUAUUCUGAUGUGAGAGAUCGAGUCUCACUCGUCGCUGAAUGAUUAAUUACCAUGUGAGAAUUUUGGUUGAAGUUUUUUUUUCCCCGAUAUGGAUUAAUUCUUUUUUGCUAACUCGUGCUGAAUUGGUGAUGCAUCAUGUUCUUACAGCCACCAAUUUUUGCACUCGUACAGGUUGGACUCAAAUUUUAUAUGGCUUUUGAUAUACCUCUCCCUGUGAAAACAAAUGCUGCUUCGCAGUAACGAUAAAUCUGGGGGGAAAUUGUAAUGGUGUCCUUUUAGCUUUCAUUUGAGUGUUUCAUUUAAGAUCUGAUCGCAUAUUUAUGGUCUUGCAUCU